AUGUCCACCACUGUGACCACCUCUCCCAAUGGCAAAAAGCAACUCUACGCCACCUCCUCCCCCUACGAAGACAUAAUCGGCUACUACCGCGCCGUCCGCCAUGGCGCCCACAUCUUCGUCGCCGGAACCACAGCCGUUGACCCAACAUCUCCAGCCUCGGCCCCCCAGCUCCUCUAUCCAGGCGACGCGAAGAACCAGACAAUUGUCGCGCUGCGGGAGAGCGUGAAAGCAGUUGAGGCAUUGGGUGGUACAGGCGCUGCUAGCGUUGUACGAGUGAAGAUGUUUGUUGCGCGCUCGGAGGACUGUAUGGCUGUUGGAGAGGGGUUCAGGGAGGUACUGGGGAAGCAGCAGGGGGGUGGGAUGGGGGCCGCGGCGACGAUGAUUGUGGUGCAGAAUGGGUUUGUGAAUCCGGAGAUGUUGGUGGAGGUGGAGGUUGAUGCCAUUGCAGAUGAGUGA
Aspergillus clavatus NRRL 1 is the source of this 456-nucleotide messenger RNA. Its product is annotated as YjgH family protein. NCBI's taxonomy places the organism in Eukaryota, Fungi, Ascomycota, Eurotiomycetes, Eurotiales, Aspergillaceae. Bases 1 to 456 code for a protein of 151 amino acids. The record is from RefSeq and is a predicted model, not a curated record. The transcript has a single exon.